Molecule: messenger RNA, 1857 nt
Organism: Monoraphidium neglectum
Lineage: Eukaryota; Viridiplantae; Chlorophyta; Chlorophyceae; Sphaeropleales; Selenastraceae
Exons: 7
Coding region: 1-1857 (618 amino acids)
Source: RefSeq, a predicted model, not a curated record
AUGAGGACCUCCGUUGCGGGAGCCCUGCUCCUGCUGGCCUUGGCAGCAGGGGCGCGCGCCCAGAACACGACGGCGGACGCGCCUUCAUCCGCAUCCCAGUGCGCAUAUGACGGCUCCGCCCAAAAAUGCGACGUCUCCCCGGCCUUCAUCAUCUCAAACGUGACGGCCCCUGCCCCGGGCCAGAACCUGUCGCUGUCGCUGCUGCGCUCGCUGGCGGCCGACGCGCUGUGCAGCCUCAUGGCCAGCGACGCAGAUUGCGGCGCCCAGACCAAUGCUAACUGCUCCUGGAACCCCGAUUCGAGCCCGAGCUGCAGGCUGGCAACUGGCACGCUGCUCGGCGCCGCCCAGGCCGCCGCCGCCUGCCCGGGGUCUCUCGCCGCCCAGCAGCUGCCGUGUACGCCGGCCACCGACAACGACACCUGCGCCAACGCCGGCAAUUGUACCUGGGUCGCGGCGCCCUCGGCCGCCGCGCCGUCCGCGUACUCAGACACCAACAGCACCGCAAACGCGACAGACACAGGGCUGGCCGCAGCCGCCGGCGGCCCCUCCACCGCCGCCACCCAGCUCUCACCCGCCGACGGCACCUCGUCGGGCGGCGCGGCGACAGGUGACGCCACGCAGCAGGCGCCCUCAAGUGACACCUCCCAGCAGGCGCCGACGAGUGACGCCACACAGCAGGCGCCCACGAGUGACACCACGCAGCAGGCGCCCGCGGGUGACGCCACCCAGCAGGCGCCCACGAGUGACACCUCCCAGCAGGCACCGGCGGGGUACGGUUUCCCCACGACCGAUGUGGGCGGCGCGGGCGCCGACACCGGCGCGGCGCAGCCCGCGUCCGCGGGUCCCGCUGCGGGCGGCGGCGCCACGGCGCCCGUUUACGACACGACCCAGCAGGCGCCCGCGUCCGGCACCGCCCAGGCCGCCCCUUCGUCCGGCACCGCCCAGCAGGCCCCUGCGUCCGGCACUGCCCAGCCGGCAUCCACGCCCGCGGCCGACCCCGGUGCGGCGCAGCCCGCGGCCAGCCCCCUGCGGCUGAGGCGGCUCCUGCAGGACCCGUCCGCCGCCUCCCCCGCCCCCGCCGACGCGUCCGCGUCCGCCGCGCCCGGCGACGCGUCGACCACGCUCACCGACGCGGGAGCGCAGGGCGACACGCCCGCGGCCCCCGGGGACGGAACAGACUCGACCGGCGACGGCUCUUCGGAUUCCGGCGACGUCUCCUCAUCCGGGACCGACCCCACGCUUGUUGACACGUCCGCCGCCGCGCCCUCCGACUCCUCCGCCGCCACGCCGUCCGACGGCUCGUCCGGCGCCGCGGGCAGCGGCGGCGGCGGGUUCCUGCCGGCGGCGCCCGCAAGCUCAGGCUCGGGGUACCUGCCGACGGCGUCGGUGGGGGUGUGCCUGGCCGCUGACCUGGCGGCCCUCGACACCACGCAGCGCUCUGACCUGCUGGACAAGUACCAGCGAUACGACCAAGAGGUCUGGGGCAACUGCACUAACGCUUUCGAGGUCCUGCCCUCCAUCGCGCCCCCCGCGCCGUACGCCGCGCUGCUCAGCGCCCUCGGCGGCGACAGCACUGGAUCCGCCGCUCAGGAGUGCCAGAACAACGUGGCAAUCGGCGACUGCCUCAACGCCGGCCAGUCCAUCACCCUCAGCCCCGCCAACCUCGUCGCCAUCAUCAACGGCGAUUACUCCAGCUUGGGUGCCGCACCCGGGACCAGCACCGCCGACAACACCACUGGGCCAAACAUCCUCGGCCCCAGCUCCACCGGCAGCGCGCAGUCGGCGGCCGGCGGCCGCGCCGGCGCCGCCGCGUCGGCCGUGGUGCUCGCCGCCGCGCUCGCGGCGCUGCUGCUGUGA